This is a messenger RNA of Capsicum annuum, 1381 nucleotides long. RefSeq lists its product as uncharacterized. Bases 174 to 1103 code for a protein of 309 amino acids. The transcript has 3 exons. Lineage: Eukaryota; Viridiplantae; Streptophyta; Magnoliopsida; Solanales; Solanaceae. The record is from RefSeq and is a predicted model, not a curated record.
ACACACCACUCCCAAUUACCUUGGUGGGGCCCAAGUAAUUAACAAAGAGAAAAAAAAAAGGAAAAUAAAAAUGAAAACAUAUAAGACCCAUUUGGAUCUGCUUCCCAUCGUGCCUACCCCUCAAAAAUACUUUCUUUUUUGUGUGUGUGUUUUACAGAGAGUUGUUCUCAACCAUGAGAAUAAGAAAGCAUGCCAAAAUCUCCCCGCUCUUCUAUACUUGUUCUGUAUUCCCCGGUGCCCACCUCUGUCAGCUCAACCAGUCUCCAUGGGAUGUCAUCACAUUCCACGACGAUAACAACCAAGAAAAUAAUAUUAAUCAGCAGACUCUACUUCCUCCUCCGGCACCACCAUCUUCUUAUCAGUUGGAUGGAUAUGCUAGCUGUGCUGCAAAUGAGACCUUUUGUGAUUCUGAACAGAGCAUCACGUCAAUGAAGUUGUACGAUAAUGGGGAGACGAAAAAGACAAAUAUUUUAGACAAUAAAGUUGCUGAUGUGCCUGCUGAUUCCAACAAUUUCGAGAAAGAUGAGGAGAUGGUAGAUGGAAAUAACACUGUUCCAACAAUGUGCGUCAAGAAUGAUGGGAAGGGAUGGCAAUGCAGUAGAGAGGCGAAAAGAGCGCAUAAUUUAUGUGAGCACCAUUUUGCACAAGGGAAAAAGCAUUGCAGUAGCAACAACUCAGCUCAAUAUUCUACUACUACUGCUGUUGUUGCUGCUGGUGUUAACUCAGACACCGACAUUAAGCAAACUGCGGUGGCAGCAGCCGAGAUAACUCCGAGUUCCCGCGUCCGCCCUCAUCGUACUAAGAAAUUAUUGUCUUCCGAAUAUUACUAUUAUUCUGGUUUUGGUCCUUUAUGGGGCAUGAAAAGAGGUCCAUCGACUGGGAAGAAGAAUAAUACAGCACCACCCGUAGCAAGAGCAGCUGAAAUCUACUCUAAUCAUGACAGUACUACUCAAGGGGGACAAUCUUCGUCUCCUCAGAUGGAUAAUGAAGGAGUUGAGCACGUUGAAGAUGAGGAUGAUGAUGGUGAAGAAGUUGAAAACUGUAAGCUGAUCAAAAGAGCCCGUAAGCCCAUCAAAGCCAGGUCACUCAAAUCUCUAAUGUGAAAUGCUCAACAGCAAUUUCUAGCUAGAUAGUGUAUGUAGUGUCUUUUGGUCGACAUGUGUUGUUAUUAUUGUCGUAGAAUGUGGUUUGUUUAGGGCAUGCUAGAUUUUUGUUUACUUAGAGAAAAAAAACAGUUGAUUUCGGUUUCAUGGUCCUAGUACUCUAUGUGACAUUAGCUUUGCUUACAACAGUUUAAACCUUGGCAUGUGCAGAAGAUGUUUAUAUGUAGACCGUGGUGUUGGAUUGGACAAUUCUAAAUAAGGAUAAAACUGUAAUUCAC